GUUUUCCAUUUCUUAUUCGCUCGUUCCAAAAGCAAGCCUUCUUCUCUCUCAUUCCCAAAUCAAAGCUCUCUCCUCUCAAAUCUCCUCCUCCUCCUCUCAGCGUUGGGCAACUUCAAAUCGAAAUAGAUUGUAUGCUAGUAUGGAGUCUGAUCACAGAGUAUCAACUCAAAGUUCAGUUUAGGUGAAAAAAGAAGAAAAGAAAGCGAAUUUUCGUUGGUCAAAACCAAUGUCUAAGGUAUUGCUGGAAUUUCUUGCUGAAGAAGUGAGAAAAGGAAACAGGCCAAACAACUCAUUCAGAACUAGUUCUUUCGUAGCAGCUGCAAAGAAUAUUUCUGAACUAUUUCACACUACUUGUACCGUUGAUCAUGUUGAGAACCAUAUGAGGACAGUGAGAGCUACAUGGGGAAUAAUAUCAAAACUUCGAGGGACCUCUGGCUUUGGAUGUGAUGACAGCGUGAAGAUGGUCACAGUAUCUCCUAUUGCUUUUAAUACUUAUGUUCAGCAAUACCCAACUCAUGAGCGGUAUCUCAAUCGAAAAAUUGAUAUGUAUGAGGAAAUAUCAAUUGUUGCUGGCAAAGAUAUGGCUAGAGGAGACUUUUCUAAGUCAUUUGCUGACAUUCAAGUGACUAGCAUUGAGAGUGGGCAGGGGCCAACAACCACUACUGAAAAUGGGCCAACAACCACUACUGAAAAUGGGCCAAUUAAAUCAGAGAGUGCUACUUCUUCAGAGCCUAGGCCACAUCGGAAGAGGACUCGAGUUGAAGAGGAAGGGUGUGACUUGCAACAAAUAUCUACUCAAUUAGGAGAAGUCGUUGGUGCUCUUAAAAAUUUUUCGAACAACCAACUUGAUGUGGAAAAGCUUCAUGAAGAGAUAAUGAAGAUGGAGGAUUUUGAUGAACUAGUUCGUGAUGCCGCCUUUAAUCAUUUGGUUGAGCGUGAGAUGCUAGCUAAAGCAUUUUUAACAAAGAGAGAAUUACUUCGUAGGCUUUGGCUCCAAAAGUUCGUAAAGUCUCUACGUUCAUACUAACAUGAGCUUGA
This is a messenger RNA of Spinacia oleracea (spinach), 1038 nucleotides long. RefSeq lists its product as uncharacterized. NCBI's taxonomy places the organism in Eukaryota, Viridiplantae, Streptophyta, Magnoliopsida, Caryophyllales, Amaranthaceae. Bases 227 to 1027 code for a protein of 266 amino acids. The record is from RefSeq and is a predicted model, not a curated record. The transcript is spliced from 4 exons.